Messenger RNA from Corticium candelabrum, 1378 nucleotides. RefSeq lists its product as uncharacterized. The transcript is spliced from 3 exons. The record is from RefSeq and is a predicted model, not a curated record. Bases 123 to 1199 code for a protein of 358 amino acids. Gene Ontology annotation, cellular component: membrane. NCBI's taxonomy places the organism in Eukaryota, Metazoa, Porifera, Homoscleromorpha, Homosclerophorida, Plakinidae.
GUCACAAAAUUCUGUCUCUCUCUCUCUCUAGCACUAUUCUCACAUUUAUUUGGUUCGUACAUCUUAUCGUUGUCUAUCUGCUUCGACUGUUCGGUUACAGACUGUGUCACGUGACCGUAGAGAUGUCUGGUCUCUAUCAGAACUGCAGAAACCUGUCAAGCAGCUGGUCUAAACCUGUCUGCGCCAUUGGAAACAUUAGUGGCUACUGCAGCGCAGCACUAUGGUUCAUGGUCCUCGUUCCCCAAGUUAUUAAGAACUUCCGCCUCAGAUCUGUGGUUGGUCUCAGCUUUCUGUGGGCUGCAGCAAACUUCACAGCAUCUCUCAUCAACCUCUUCUUCGUCUUUACAAAUAGCCUACCUUUCUACGUCAAGGUGGAAGGGAUCUAUCAACCCUGUUUGGAAUUUACCAUUCUGUUUCAGUUUUUUGUCUUUUCCAAGACUAGAGUUGAUCGACGCCUUUUGGCACUGUUGGUGUGUCUGCUUGUGUGGAGUGCGAUUAUUAUGAUUCAGUUGACUGUGGAUGGAGCAGCAAACAAUAUGUUUUGGGGAGCUGUCGUGUUGUGGUCUGUCGAGACAUUUCCACAAGUGAUACUCAACAUGAAGAGGAGAUCGACUAGUGGCCAGUCCACUGUCUCAGUUGGUAUUGCUUUGACUGGAAAGGUUACCGACUUUGUGGGAACUUACUCUCUUUCAAUGCCAUUACCUUUCGUCAUUAUGGCAUAUUUCUCUAGCUCGUCAGCCUAUGUCAAUGGAUUUCAAGUGUUUUGGUAUGGUAUCAAAAAAGCAAAACGACAAAACACAAACAGUAGCAAGGAAAUUAAAAAACUUCUGUCAUAUCUGUGUCCUCGAUUUAUUUCAACAGAGACGAAACGCACUCAUGAACAAGAAAAUCUGAUCGAUAAUGAAACCAUUAAUCCAACUGAACUGAACAAUGAAGUGUUAACGGAUGAUGAGAAUACCAAUGAUUGUGGAAACUCGGAACCACAGGAGGAAGCAACUCUGCCUCUAACACGAUGGAGACUAGUUGGAUUGCUGUACUGCUCCUUAAUUCUUGUCGCGUUUACGAUUGGACUCGUAUGGAAUAUUGGAGCUUGGUGGGCUGCUUGGGGUCCAGUACUUGUACUACUGGUAUUAAUUGUGGCAUACCUUCAUCGAAGUUACAAAGAGGGAAAGCUACGUCGUUUGUUUAUACGAAACUAAUGAACCAUUGUGUAAGACGUUAUAUUGAAGUACUUUUUGUGGAUUUGCUGAUUGAUUGUGAUAUAUCCUGAUUGUUUUAUUAAGAAUAAUCUGGUGUUUCAUCUUUCCAGAUGCCUUAAUGUAUUCUGGAAGUCGAUCUUUCCAUUACCGAAUCCCAGUUUUAAUACAUGAUAAUACCU